AUGUGUGUCACCCGUGGUGGGAUGUUUGAGAAGUCUCUUUACGACCUGAUCAAGGGUCUUCGAAACCACAAGGGCGGAGAAGAUGAAUAUGUCCAGGACUGUCUGCGGGAAUGCAAGGCCGAGAUCAAAUCGCAAGAUAUGGAUAAAAAGGCUACCGCGCUCCUGAAGCUCAUAUAUUUGGAAAUGUUUGGGUACGAUAUGUCAUGGGCGGCCUUUAACGUCCUGGAAGUCAUGUCAUCUUCCAAAUAUCUCCAGAAACGAGUGGGAUAUCUCGGAGCGGUGCAAAGCUUCCGGCCUGACACCGAGGUCCUGAUGUUGGCAACGAAUAUGCUGAAAAAGGAUAUUGUGUCUGCCAAUAUUCCCUCCUUGUCCCUGCCGCUCAUCACGCUCCCACAUAUUAUCACUCCUUCGCUGGCUAUGUCUCUGCUCCCAGAUAUAAUAUCUCGUCUUUCACACUCAAGCCCCGUCGUACGCAAGAAGACGAUCGUGUGUCUUUACCGGCUUGCAUUGGUAUACCCGGAAGCCCUCAAGCUGUCAUGGCCAAAAAUAAAGGACCACCUGAUGGAUGACCAGGAGGAUAUUAGCGUGACCACAGCGGCCAUCAAUGUUGUCUGUGAGCUUGGUUGGCGCCGACCCCACGAUUUUCUACCCUUAGCGCCACGGCUUUUUGAGCUGCUCGUGGACAGCGGUAAUAAUUGGAUGGCCAUCAAGAUCAUCAAGCUGUUUGCAACGUUGACUCCGCUAGAGCCUCGACUAACACGCAAGCUUCUGCGACCAUUGACAAAUAUCAUCCAGACGACCACGGCCAUGUCACUCUUAUACGAGUGUAUCAAUGGUAUCAUUCAGGGUGGAAUUCUCGAUGGCGAGGAGAAUCUCCAGGAAAGAGACGAGGUUGCCACGUUGUGCGUGGGUAAACUACGGGGGAUGAUAGUGAUAGACUCGGACCCCAACCUCAAGUACGUUGCUCUUCUUGCAUUGAAUCGCAUCGUCACAACACACCCAAUGCUCGUGUCUGUGCAGCAAGAUGUGAUCAUGGACUGCCUGGACGAUCCAGAUGUCUCUAUUCGCUUGCAGGCUUUAGAACUUGCUGCUGGUAUCGUCACUAGUGACACCUUGCAAGCAGUGGUGAAUCGGUUAGUGAACCAACUCCAGUUGGCCUCGCUGUCAACACCAAGGGACGCUCCAGAUUCUGAAGCCGACCCUUAUGCGAGAGACGGAACUGAAAGCCCCAAGGGGCAAAAGGCAUCCGAUGUGGGGCUUGAUCCCAUAAUUAAUCUGCCCAGUGAAUACCGAAUUGAGGUCGUGAAUCGCGUUUUAGACAUCUGCUCGCAAGGCAACUACGCGGAGAUGUCCGACUUUGAGUGGUACGUGGGCAUUCUGGUUAAACUUGUCAGUCUACUCCCACCCUCGGGGCUAGAAGAGUAUUGGCAACAGCCUCAAACAGGUCAAUGGUCCAGCCACGGUUCGAAAUCGACUGUUGCUUAUCGGAUUGGAUCGGAGAUCCGCAACGUUGCUGUACGCGUGAGAGGAGUACGUCCGGAGGCCACCCGGGCAGCCGAGUCACUACUACUUGUAGACAAUCGGUCUCUUCUGUUCCCAACAGGCUCCAAUGUGGGGAUCGACGUGCUAGGCCCCGUGGCGUGGGUGGUUGGUGAGUAUGCAGAAUGUCUUGUGUCGCCUGACCGAACACUGCAGUCACUGAUUGACCCAUCUAAUACACAUUUGGCACCGGAAACGUUACAACUGUUCUUGCAGGCGAUACCGAAAGUGUUUGUUCGAUUAAAUCGCAAUUGGGGCGCCAGAGAUACAUGGAAGAGUGAAUUGUCUCUUUUGCUGGCUCGAGUUUUGGAUUUCCUCGAGCUGCUAGCCGCCCAUCCGGACCUGGAUGUUCAGGAGCGGGCCAUAGAAUUUCUGGAAGUUCUUCGCUUGGGUGCCGAGGCGAUGCACUCAGAUGCGCAGGAAGUGCCAUUUCUUCUCGCCUCCAUUAUUCCCAGCUUGUUUGAGGGCCUAGAACUGAAUCCUGUGGCAUUAAGUGCUCAGAAAAAGGUCAUCUUGCCUCCAAGUCUGCGCCUGAAUGAGGCAUUCAAUGAUGAUUUACCGGGACUUUUCCGCGACGUGGACCGGUCGAUGCUGGAUGUGGACACCCGGAGUACCUUGCAGAACUUUUACCAUGUCCCGGAUCUUUCUCCGCCUGUCAAUAAGCCGUUGCACGAACCGGCUUCGAUUGAAACACACCUUGGCCCAUCAUAUCAAACCACUAUCGGCGGCUCGAUGGAACAUUCCGCCUUGGAAAAGAAAAAGUCUGAGCGCAGGGAACGUUUCAGAGAUGACCCAUUCUACAUUGCCCCCCAUAGUUCAUCAGGCACGUCCACGCCGGUUCAUGACGUAUUCAAGUCUAUCAAUGGCGAUGUUCUGGACAUUGAUUCCAUUCCGAUUGUCGAUUUGAAACUGGAUGAAGGACAGCAGGGCCGAUUUGAUCGGGGCCCUCCUACGAACCGUCGGAUCUCUCCAAGGAAAAUGAAGGUUGCCACCGAUGAAACAUUCGGGUCUGAUGACACACCUUUACAAGAUAGUUUGGCAGCUAUCACCGGCAGGUCUACGAGUUCAAAGCGUUCUUUACUUCAGGUGGACUCUAGCGGUCUGGGGCAGCUUUCACUGGCAAGAGAUGGGGACAGAGACACUGUUCUGGCCGGAGAAGAAGGUGACGCCGAAAUGAAGAAGGCGAUGCAGACCGUGGAACAGAUGCGAUUGCACAUGCAGCGAGCAUCCGAGCGUAUCCAAUUAGAGGGUACUCCGGCCGAGGGCACUCUCGUGAAGAAGAAGAAAAAGAGCAAGAAGAAGCCCGAAGAUGGUGAUGCUGACCAAACAGAGCGCUCUCGGGUUCGGGGAAAGAAGAAGAAAAAGCAGGCUGCGUGA
This is a messenger RNA of Penicillium maclennaniae, 2916 nucleotides long. RefSeq names its product putative AP-3 complex subunit delta. The record is from RefSeq and is a predicted model, not a curated record. The transcript is spliced from 6 exons. Gene Ontology annotation, biological process: Golgi to vacuole transport; protein targeting to vacuole. NCBI's taxonomy places the organism in Eukaryota, Fungi, Ascomycota, Eurotiomycetes, Eurotiales, Aspergillaceae. Gene Ontology annotation, cellular component: membrane coat; endosome membrane; AP-3 adaptor complex. Bases 1 to 2916 code for a protein of 971 amino acids.